This is a messenger RNA of Neurospora tetrasperma FGSC 2508, 473 nucleotides long. RefSeq lists its product as uncharacterized. The record is from RefSeq and is a predicted model, not a curated record. Bases 281 to 460 code for a protein of 59 amino acids. The transcript has a single exon. Lineage: Eukaryota; Fungi; Ascomycota; Sordariomycetes; Sordariales; Sordariaceae.
CGCGUGAAAGGUUAUGGUAUAUGCCCGUAUGUGUCUGGUGACUGACGGCGCUCGCUCUGCCAAUCGGGACUGACAAACUGCUUUGAGCCUUGAGAGAAGCCCUGAGGGUUGCUUGCCCCGUUUCUCUGGUUGUCGCUCACGUUGCUUGGCUUCGCGUUGUGUCGCCCUUCUUUUUUCUUUUGCUUAUUUUUUGGGGUUUCCGUUCGACCUUUUUAGAGGUUGCCUCGUCUGGGUCUGGCGGUCAACAACAGGUUCCUCGCGUCAGCUCUCAAGGACCCUGAUGACUGCUAUGACGUCGAUGCGCAGAUGGUUCCUGGUUUCGAAGCUCUGUCGCUGCAACCCAACCACGAGAGGGGCGAGAGAAGACCGAUCCAAGUCUUUUCCAACACCGAUGCUUCUCGUCGCCUUGUGUUCCUCGAUUCGUCGAAACAAAAAGAAACUUGAAAAAGGUGAAGGCUGAACAAUACGCGCUG